AUGUCUACGAUCCAGGCCGCUAUGGCACAGCUUUUACCUGCCGAACGGCAAGCUCGUGAAGGUGGAGCGUUGUUAUCGCUCAACGCCUCUAUCAGACGAACCCUUCUCAUUAUCGAACCGGAGUGUCAGCUAGCUCGUCAACUACGCAGGAUUCAGACAGAGAUCCGCCGUUAUAUCCUUGUUACUCUCGUUGAAGAGGAAACAGCAGAUACAGCUCAAGGAUCAAAUCAACAUGAAACGUUCCUUGGGGAUAUCUUGCCUCAUCCCGACACCAUUCUUCCAAGCAUCAAGCAAGAACUACGCUAUGACCCUGUCAUACUAUCCUCGCCUGCAGUUGGUGGUACACCUGGCGAGACGCCUGAACGGAAAAGACGUCCAACUGCAGUAAUCAUGAAUGAGUCAGACGAUGCAAAUGACAAAUCUCCAAUAGCAAGGAAGCGAGCGGCUGACAACGAAUUCGACUCGGUCGCUAAGCGCCCCAAGGACAUGGCUCAGUCUAAUGACGAGAGGCCUCUUCGCUGCAAUGUGAUGCUGUUAUGGGGGAUUAAACGUGGCGGGAAUGGUGUCCAAAGUCAGCCGUUUCCAUGA
This is a messenger RNA of Fusarium odoratissimum NRRL 54006, 588 nucleotides long. RefSeq lists its product as uncharacterized. NCBI's taxonomy places the organism in Eukaryota, Fungi, Ascomycota, Sordariomycetes, Hypocreales, Nectriaceae. The coding region runs from base 1 to 588 and encodes 195 amino acids. The record is from RefSeq and is a predicted model, not a curated record. The transcript has a single exon.